UAAAUAUAUGAAUUGCUAAACCCUAAAUUCAAAAUCAAUCUUCAAUGGGUUACCUAUCAUGUAAAACACAAUCAUCAUCCAUCAAUUCCAUUAUCUCCAAUCAUCAUCAUCAAAUCGAAAUCAAAGAAUUUCAAUUCAGAGAACUCGAAAUCGCCACCAAUGGUUUCUCCGAUCAAAAUCUAAUCGGAAAAGGUAGUCACGGUCAUGUCUACAAAGGUAUACUCAAAGGAGGCCAAAUCAUUGCAGUAAAAAAGGCGAUAAUCGUCGAUUCUUCCAAUCAUGGAAUCGAAAAUGAAAUCGAGAUUCUCUGUAAGUUGAGAAACCCUAACCUAGUUAAUCUCGUCGGAUUCACCGCCAUUGAUCGUCGUUGUCGCCGAUUGCUUGUUGUUGAAUUCAUGAGUAAUGGAAAUCUGUACGAUUUUAUGCAUUCGAAGAAUUCACGAUCGCCGAAUUGGGGACGAAGAAUUCGAUUAUCUUUGCAGAUUGCUAAAGCAAUUCAUGGCCUCCAUUGUUUGAAUCCUCCGAUAAUUCAUCGCGAUAUCAAGUCUGCCAACGUUUUGAUAGAUCGUAAUUUCAACGCCCGACUAGGUGAUUUCGGACUUGCUCUACGAUGUGGAGAAAGAGAUGUUUAUCGUCUUCGCUCUACCCCUCCAGCGGGAACAAUGGGAUAUCUCGAUCCCUUUUAUGUGACACCAGAUAACUUGAGCACAAAAAUAGACGUCUUCAGUUUCGGAGUUCUUUUGUUGGAGAUUAUAAGCGGUAGGAAGGCAAUAGAUGUCAGACAUUCGCCAUCUUCGGUUGUGGAUUGGGCAAUACCGUUGAUUCGUCGGGGGAGGAUUUUGGAAGUUUUUGACCCGAGAAUCGAGCCUCCGAAGGAUCCGAGAGUGAGAAAGAAUUUGGCAGUUAUUGCAACUAAAUGUGUGAGGUCUUGUAUAGAGAGGAGACCAUCGAUGAAGGAGAUAGUUGAGAGUAUUGAUGAAUUGUGCAAAUUUGUUCCUCUUCAUUCAUGGAACGGAAUUGGGAAGCCGUGUGCGAUGAUUGAAACGAUCGAAGGAGUAGUUGAACGGAGGAGCUUCGACAGGUUGAAUGCGAAAACUCUUUCAAAAGUCGGAGAUUUGAUGGUUAAAGAAUGUAAAGUUGUUGAAGUGCAAUAAUUUAAUGUUCAAGUCAAAUAUAGGUAACAA
Impatiens glandulifera is the source of this 1184-nucleotide messenger RNA. RefSeq names its product serine/threonine-protein kinase-like protein At3g51990. Gene Ontology annotation, biological process: protein phosphorylation. Gene Ontology annotation, cellular component: plasma membrane. Lineage: Eukaryota; Viridiplantae; Streptophyta; Magnoliopsida; Ericales; Balsaminaceae. The coding region runs from base 45 to 1154 and encodes 369 amino acids. The record is from RefSeq and is a predicted model, not a curated record. Gene Ontology annotation, molecular function: ATP binding; protein kinase activity. The transcript has 2 exons.